UUUGUAAAACUCGUCUCGAUUAAACAUGAAUCGUGCGUUCCAAUACUCUGUAUUGAUUUUAAUGGGAUUUUGUAAUUUAACCCAUUCAACCAAAUGGUUAAUUGAUAAUCCUGGCUUUAAUGAUGCCUCUGCCUGGCUAGAUGAGUACUUGCCUUGUGCACGGGAAAAUGUUAUUUUUCCCGAAACCUAUCAAGCAUUAUUACCUUUACCCAAACAAGUAGACGUGGGUGGAUUUAUUUUACCAAAAGAUGGUGCAAUUCUUUUGCCAGCAGAAACUACCAUAACACUGGGAGGUGAGGCUCGUGAAAGAGAUUGUGAUAAAGGUAAAGCCUAUUUAAAGCAGCCAACUGUCCAUAAAUGGUUUGAUCCUAAAACAUGGCGUUCAUCUAAAGAACAACAGUCUAAUACAGCUAUACCGGACAUGGAGAGAGUGCCUUGCAACAAUGAAUCUGUGGUUAUUAAAAGUACUGGUCCUUUGGUAUUUGAUUUAGAAUAUACUCCCUAUUUACGUCUGGGACAAUUGAGUUUAGCUGGCUCCUUACUCUCGAAGGACUAUUUAAAGGAGCUGUUAUAUUCUGACUUAGGACAAUUUCUGUUUAAAAAUCAAGCCGGAGUUAAUGUGGAAUAUUAUCAUAAUGAUGUCUGUGGCUGUCAUAAAGAUUUCAAUACCUUCACAGAACCCAUUUGUCAUAAUGUAAUCGAUAACUGUCCCCGUCCCCACUGUUUAGUGCCAAUUGUACCAUUUGGUAGUUGUUGUGGCAUAUGUGGCUCUACCGUAAAAUUUGCUGUAGAAUACUGUGAAAACGAUAUGUUAAAUUUGCUGCGAGAUAUUAUAGCAAAAGGUCUCAAGGCCCAAUCUUUGGAAGAGGAUAUAGACUUUUAUGUCAAUUACAUCAAUUCCCAUAAUUAUGGCAAUUAUUUGCAGGCUAUCAUUGUAGAUCGUGAUGGUUAUUCUGAGAAAAGUGUAAAAUUUAUGAAAUAUCUUAAUGAAACCAUAGACUGGUCUAAAAAAUUGAAAUUAGAACCUCAACACAUAUAUGGUUUUGAAUUUUCUGGUCGUCCCUAUAAUCCUAAUGUUACUUUUGGUUCAAUGCUAUUGAUUCUAUUAUGUUUAAUAUUCGUUAGCAUUGUGGCUUUGGUUAUAUUUGCUCACUAUCAACCCGACAAUCGUUAUCUGCACUAUGUCCCCCGCUGGGUUUAUGAUCCCCGUUUAUGGCGUGCAUUUGUCAAUAGGUCGAAUAAUGUUUUCGCACGCUUCGAUAAUACCAGAGCUAGUAUACAAACUAUGACAGCGGAGAGUAAUAGAAAAAAAGCUUUUACUAUGGGAUAUGAUCCCGAAAGUGGCCGUGUUAGAGAGCAAGCCUUUGAUAAUCCCAUGUUUGGUGAAGUACCGACAACAUCACAAGCAGCAGCUGCACGUAAAGAGGAAACGAAGCAAGAGCUGCAAAAGGAAGAUGUUAUAAAAGAUGUGGCUCAAGAAGUUCCCCAGCUUGUUAUAGAAAGUGUUGAUAUCAUCGAUAGUGUGGAGAGGGAAGAGGAAGAAGAGCAGGAAUUGACGGAAAUUAAAUUGGAAUCUUCAUCUGAAGAUGAUGACGAAGAACAAGAAACUGUGGAAUAAUUAUUUUAUAGAUUAUUGAUAUUAAUAUUGAAAUAUACAUUAUAAAUGUUAGUAUGCAUAUAAUAUAAAA
Lucilia sericata (common green bottle fly) is the source of this 1688-nucleotide messenger RNA. It is a transcript of the gene Amnionless, whose product is annotated as protein amnionless. The transcript has a single exon. Gene Ontology annotation, cellular component: endocytic vesicle; apical plasma membrane. The record is from RefSeq and is a predicted model, not a curated record. NCBI's taxonomy places the organism in Eukaryota, Metazoa, Arthropoda, Insecta, Diptera, Calliphoridae. Bases 26 to 1618 code for a protein of 530 amino acids. Gene Ontology annotation, biological process: receptor-mediated endocytosis; intracellular protein localization.